This is a messenger RNA of Cajanus cajan (pigeon pea), 692 nucleotides long. Its product is annotated as Ribosomal protein L31. The record is from RefSeq and is a predicted model, not a curated record. NCBI's taxonomy places the organism in Eukaryota, Viridiplantae, Streptophyta, Magnoliopsida, Fabales, Fabaceae.
UGUGUGUGUUGGUUAUGAGGUUGCAAAUCGGGAGAAGAUGAAGAAAGGAGUACAUCCACAGAAGCAAUGGAUAACUUACGUUACACAAACGGGAAGGUUGAUGCAUGUGAUGAUGACAAAGAUACACCCUGUUGGGAAAGUCUACCACUUCCGGGCUAAGCGUCAAAUGGCGGAGAGUUUAGGACAGAUUGCUAAGUUCAGACGCCGCUUUGGGCUAGAAAAUCCAGGUGGCAAUGAAAAAUAACUUGUUCAAUGAGCAGAGGGAACUUUGGCUUUUAUUUCGUUCAAGUGGAUGGAAAUAACAGGGAAAUUGGUGAUACUCUCAAGCAGGUUUUCGUAGCAUUCAAUGUAUCUAGUUAAACUGCAGAAAUGUUUCGUUCUUCAGUUCGAGUGUUGUUUUUAGCAGUUGAGAUUUUUUGCAAUGCUAGUUUAAGCUGGGAUUCUUUGUUGGCACUUUUGGACAUUGCAGGAAGAGAAAAAAUGAAGUUGGGGACUAGAACACAGUUGUUUUUAUGUUGAAGGAUCAAAUUACUAGUUUGAACCGAAUAAUCAUGCUGAAUGAUUAUUUGGUCCAUUAGCAUAGAUCUUGUCGGACACCAGUGCAACCAUCAAAGUAUGCCCUUUUUAAUUUGUUCAUACGUUUUUGUUUGGGAUUGGCUCUCUAUUAUCAACAUUAUCUUUGUUUGUUCAUA